UUGCGAGAAUUGGAACACAAUGUUCAUAAACAAGACAAAGCGGCAGAGUGUUUACAGGAAUAAGAUGCCAGUAAGAGAAACCUGACGAGCAUUACAAAAAUCUGAUUUCUUUCAUUACAGGGAAAAGAAGAGUUUAAAGUGACAGCCUACUAUUCAGUUCAGCUAUUUAACAAUGAUUCUCAAAAUUACUAAUUUUCUGCUUGGAAACAAAACCAGCGAUGACACUGAAGAAAUCGACAAUCAUGAGGAGGUGGUAGAAUAUGAAGAGGGCGAGUGGGUCAUAGUCAGCAUUCAUGAGAAUCCGUUAGUAAAUUUAGAAGUAAGCCCUCUAGAGAACCUGCUGAUUGAACAUCCCAGUAUGUCUGUGUAUCAAAAGAAUUUCCAGAAUUUCAACAGUGACAAUCUGCUUUCUGAACAGGAAAACUACAAUGGUCAUGCUUCCAGAUCCCCAGAAGUGGUGCAUUAUAUUUCACAUCACCUUAUACUUCACGAGAACAUCCUUCCUGCCAGCCACUUACACUGCAUGCAGAAGGCUAAGGCAUAUAUUGACCGCCAGAAGCUGAGUCGUAAUUACCUUCUCCGGCAGAACCAAUGUAAAAAGCGAUACCCACCCAAAGAAAAGCACUAUGGCAACUUCAAGCAACCUCGCCAGCAUUUCUUUAACUUCUGAAAUGAAUUUGAUAAAAGUGUUUAUAAAAAAUAUGUAAUUCACUGCAAGUUACAGGUCUGUAUUUAGUUCAAAAUGCAUGGACGUUUUAAAAAAGGUGGAUUAAGUGCAUGUUAUCUUUAAACAGUGAUCCUAAUAACUCUGAAUUAGAUGAACAAAUAGUGUAUACUCUGCCAAAGUCAUUUUUUGAACUGUACACAUCUGGUAGUGUUGUUAUCAUGUUAGGAUCUGUUUUUAUUCUAUUUUAAAAGAUGGGUUACCUCGGAUUCUCUUUGAUUUACAAGUGUGCUUUGGCUCUUUUGUUACUUAUUAAUUUCUAAACACCUAUUUGUUAUUACUGUACUGCCCUUACUGUAUAUAUUCAGUUGCAACCCAUGAAAGUUUGAAUAACGAAUGACAGGCAGCUCCUUUUUAUUUCACACUAAUUCAUAUAAACUCGGAAGCCAGCAGGUCACUUAGCCACUAUUGUGACUUGUCUUCCAAUAAUUUUUCACUCCUUUCCUGUUGCUACUUUGGUGAUUACAGUAUUCUAAUUACUCAGGCAUUUUGGUGCUAUGUUUGGAUGCCGAGUGUAGAUUGUUAUCUAGUUAUCCACUUUACUCACUCUGAGAGAAUGGAAAAUACAAUCAUAGUACACUCGGUAAUUACCUGAAAAGGAAUGUUGUGUUUGUCAUUGACUGCUUCACAGAGCAUUCAGUAAAAGGCAGCAUCUAAGCAGCCAUCUAAUCUAGGGAUAAGGACCUUUAAGUUCUCAUAUGUUAUUUGCACUUUGCCUAAAUUUGUUUAAUGCAUGCCAGUAAACCUUAUUUUGCUUAUUAGGUUAUAAAAAAUGGAACUCUGUAAGUCUAAAACAUGGAGAAUUUUCUAGAGCAAUGAAAAAUGAGGAAGCUAACAGUAUGCCUCCAACUAUUGAACUAUAAUAAUGGAGUACCGAGUAAUCUGAAAUAAGCAUUUGUGCAGUGGAUAUCCCAAGGUCGUAAAACUUCAUUAGAACUUCUGCAAAAAAAGAAAGAAUGUACUUUUUAUCACAACUACUGCACAUUGUCUGGUAGUAAUACCAAAUUGUAGUAGUGAUGCAUGUACAGUGUUCUCUGUGUUUGUCUAUAACAUAUGACCUCUGAUUUUACCUCAGAGAAUGAUUAAAGACAUUAACAAAUGAGAGAAAAAACAACAACUGAAUGUUAUUUUGUACAUUCUGGCAAGAUGUUAGUUCUGCACCUGUUAUGCCUUUUACAAGAACAGGUCAGCAUUAUAACAGAUAUUGCAACUGUAUAUAAUCCAUUAUCAGAAUGCUAAUGAAUACAUCUUGAUGGAAUGGAAAAUAUCACUUAAUCCAGUAAAGGUAUUUUAUGUUUACUUCCUGGAAGUUUUGAUGAUGAAUUUAUUAAUAGCAUUUACUCUACAGAAUUAUAAUUGAAUGAAAUGCUAAGAAUUGUUUAUAUUUUAAAAUUGUUGUAGUCUUACAUGGAGGUAAAAUUAAUUGAUUUUCGGCUUCAUGGGGAGAUGGAGCAUAAUUUGACAUCAUUAAGCAGGAGGCAAGGGACCACCACUAAACAGAGCACCAUCCUGUCUUAAGGUACACAUGCACAUGUAUCUGUAGUAAUUAACCUAAAAAGCUUGUCUUUGGGAUAUGAGGAAAAAUCCAAACAAACGUGCAUACCAAGCCCAGUGAGUGAAGUCUGGGAAUCAAUGCCUGAUAAUUGUGAGAGGGCAGACCUCAAUAAUGGAACAUUUUACAGCUCCAAGGAUGUAGAUAAAUUUAUCUUUCCAGUCACUAAUAUAUAUCUUCAUGUGUAUAUCCAUGCAACAUGCUGCAUUACAUAAUCUAUUAACAAAUAACAUAUUCUAAUUGGUGUUGGAGGGUAUGGUAUUAAUUGAGAAUCAAGGUAGUAAAUAUCAAUUUUUAUAUUAAUUAUUAACUUACCUCUGGAUCUGUCACCACAGAUUAUGAUUCAGUCUGCAUGUAUCCCUGCUUCCCUUUCACUUCAUGUUUCCUGUAAGAUUGUUAUAAGUGAG
This is a messenger RNA of Polypterus senegalus (gray bichir), 2683 nucleotides long. RefSeq lists its product as uncharacterized. The coding region runs from base 173 to 670 and encodes 165 amino acids. The transcript has 4 exons. NCBI's taxonomy places the organism in Eukaryota, Metazoa, Chordata, Cladistia, Polypteriformes, Polypteridae. The record is from RefSeq and is a predicted model, not a curated record. Gene Ontology annotation, cellular component: autophagosome; nucleus. Gene Ontology annotation, biological process: autophagosome assembly; positive regulation of DNA-templated transcription.